Molecule: messenger RNA, 3104 nt
Organism: Saimiri boliviensis boliviensis (Bolivian squirrel monkey)
Lineage: Eukaryota; Metazoa; Chordata; Mammalia; Primates; Cebidae
Gene: SLC17A5
Product: solute carrier family 17 member 5
Biological process (GO): monoatomic anion transport; transmembrane transport
Cellular component (GO): apical plasma membrane
Molecular function (GO): transmembrane transporter activity
Source: RefSeq, a predicted model, not a curated record
GGCUCACUUUGCGCCAGUCCCGCCAGAACUCCUGGAACUCCGCUUCCCUCGCCCAACCCACGCCACAGUUGCCCACACCUAAGAUGGCGGCGGGGGCGGAGUCGGCGGUGCCGUCUCUGGGCGGGGUCGCGGGGACGAGACGUGUCCGGGAGGCGGUGCCAACGCCCCCGACCCGGCUGCUCCGGCCAGCUGUUGGGUCGGCGCGCCCUUCUCUGCCAGGCGGCGAAGGCGCCCGCUCCACGUAGGCGUCAUGAGGUCGCCGGUUCGGGACCUGGCCCAGAAGGAUGGCGAGGAGAGCACGGAUCGCACACCUCUUCUGCCAGGCGCCCCACAAGCCGAAGCCGCUCCAGUGUGCUGCUCUGCCCGUUACAACUUAGCAAUUUUGGCCUUUUUUGGUUUCUUCAUUGUGUAUGCAUUACGUGUGAAUCUAAGCGUUGCGUUAGUGGAUAUGGUAGAUUCAAAUACAACUUUAGAAGAUAAUAGAACUUCCAAGGCGUGUCCAGAGCAUUCUUCUCCCAUAAAAGUUCAUCAUAACCAAACGGGUAAGAAGUACCAAUGGGAUGCAGAAACUCAAGGAUGGAUUCUUGGUUCUUUUUUUUAUGGCUACAUCAUCACACAGAUUCCUGGAGGAUAUGUUGCCAGCAAAAUAGGGGGGAAACUGCUGCUAGGAUUUGGGAUCCUUGGCACUGCUGUCCUCACCCUGUUCACUCCCAUUGCUGCAGAUUUAGGAGUUGGACCACUCAUUGUACUCAGAGCACUAGAAGGGCUAGGAGAGGGUGUCACAUUUCCAGCCAUGCAUGCCAUGUGGUCUUCUUGGGCUCCCCCUCUUGAAAGAAGCAAGCUUCUUAGCAUUUCGUAUGCAGGAGCACAGCUUGGGACAGUAAUUUCUCUUCCUCUUUCUGGAAUAAUUUGCUACUAUAUGAAUUGGACUUAUGUCUUCUACUUUUUUGGUGCUGUUGGAAUAUUUUGGUUUCUUUUGUGGAUCUGGUUAGUUAGUGACACACCACAAACACACAACAGAAUUUCCCAUUAUGAAAAGGAAUACAUUCUUUCAUCAUUAAAAAAUCAGCUUUCUUCACAGAAGUCAGUGCCGUGGGUACCCAUUUUAAAGUCACUGCCACUCUGGGCUAUUGUAGUUGCACACUUUUCAUACAACUGGACUUUUUAUACUUUAUUGACAUUAUUACCUACUUAUAUGAAGGAGAUCCUAAGGUUUAAUGUUCAAGAGAAUGGGCUUUUAUCUUCAUUGCCUUAUUUGGGCUCUUGGUUGUGUAUGAUCCUGUCUGGUCAAGCUGCUGACAAUUUAAGGGCAAAAUGGAAUUUUUCAACUUUAUGUGUUCGCAGAAUUUUUAGCCUUAUAGGAAUGAUUGGACCUGCCGUAUUCUUGGUAGCUGCUGGCUUCAUUGGCUGUGAUUAUUCUUUAGCCGUUGCUUUCCUAACUAUAUCAACAACACUGGGAGGCUUUUGCUCGUCUGGAUUUAGCAUCAACCAUCUGGAUAUUGCUCCUUCGUAUGCUGGUAUCCUCCUGGGCAUCACAAAUACAUUUGCCACUAUUCCAGGAAUGGUUGGGCCUGUCAUUGCUAAAAGUCUGACCCCUGAGAACACUGUUGGAGAAUGGCAAACCGUGUUCUGUAUUGCUGCUGUUAUUAACAUUUUUGGUGCCAUUUUCUUUACACUAUUUGGCAAAGGUGAAGUACAAAGCUGGGCUCUCAAUGAUCACCAUGGACACAGACACUGAAGGAACCAAUAAAAAAUCCUGCCUCUAUUGAUGUAUUUUUAUUUAUCAGGUAACUUGAAAGUGCCUUCAGUAUUUUAUUGUGUAAGCAUUCUAUGUUUUUUUAAUUGUACUUGUAUUCGAUUUUUAAGACCUAUAAUCAUGAAAUGUCACUAGCUGCCAGACUAAUAAAAUGAACUAUGUUUACUUAUGAAUAAUAUAUAUGCUAGAACUUCUACUUUAGGUUCACAUACCUGCCCGCAAGUUGGGCAACAUGAAGUAGGAGAGUUCUAUUGAUAUUUUAGGGCCAUACUUAAGGGAAUGAGCUGAAACAGACCUCCUAACCUUUGCUUAAUUACACUAGAUGAUAAUUCUCAGGUAUUGAUAAACACCUGUUUUUGUCCACUUUCCUCAUAAAAAUUGUCGGCUCUGACACUUAGAUCUCAAACUUUUACAUCUCUGUGGAGCUGCCAGCUACCGUAUAAUUUGGCCUGGCAACCAUACUGAGGGGAGUGUGCCCCGGCAGCUGCCAAGCACUCCCUCCUUGGCUUCAGUGCCAGAGUGCCCAGCAUUUAUCAGAGGCAGCAUCCAAGCCCAGAGCCCGUGUUCACUCUUCGGCUGGUGCCCUUCCUCCAAGGAGCUAUUAAUGUAUAGAUAAAGCCCUGAGAAGGCAGGAGCAGUGAGAUCCACUGCUGUGGUCUUGAUGCCUCCUCAAACUUUCCCUUCCCCACACAGAGGAAUAUCAGCUGCAUGCAGCCUGCAAAAGAAAAAUCGGAUGUGCAGUCAAUCACAUAUAAGAUCAUCCUGGUUUAAAUCUACUCUCACGUGGACCACAAUGUAAAUGUCUAAGUGCUGUGUUUUGUUGGUUUGUAUUUUGUAGAGACAGGGUCUCACUUUGCUGCCAGGCUGGUUUUGAACUCCCAUUUCAAGCCAUCCUCCUGCCUCGGCCUCACAAAGUGUUGGGACCAUAGGCAUGAGUCACUGUGCCCAGCCUGUUCUGUGGUUUUUAAGCUACACGAGAAUUUUUUUUUUUUAAUUAACUCUCACUGUUUGUUCAGUCUGUCUUCAUCUAAAUUUGCAGUUGCAGUUUAAAGUAAAAGACCACAUCACCUGAGACUAGGGUCAUCAUCUUUACUUCUGGUUCCUGAAAUCAUAUUUUUCCAGUGGACCAUCCUCCAGCGGUUGUGGAUGUUGAACAUGCUUUCAGAGCACCUGUGUGAUUUAAAACUUAGUUUAUGUUUUGUGUUCAACACUACCUGUAAUGUUUUAAUUAAAACUGUUUAAUGUGACUUGAAUAAUUUAUGUAAAUUUAUUUUUAAAUUUGUAAAUAGCUUUAAAUUGCUAUGGCAAUGUUUCUUUUAUGAAUCAUCAAAAUAAACCUUUUUGAAUU